This is a messenger RNA of Anisakis simplex (herring worm), 264 nucleotides long. Lineage: Eukaryota; Metazoa; Nematoda; Chromadorea; Rhabditida; Anisakidae. The record is from the annotation of a GenBank genome assembly.
AUGUAUCAAUUGCAGAUACGCAAUCGUGGUAAUGAACUGUAUUGUGUUGAUCAUGAGGUCGGUCGAAAUGCUGUUAAUGAUCCGGUUAUACCUUAUAGAUGCCAUAAGAUGGGUGGCAAUCAGUUUUGGUUGUUGGACAAAGAAGGUGAAAUAAGACGCGAUGAAUACUGUCUCGAUUACACGGGUCGUGGACCACCGGUCACUUAUGAAUGCCACGGUUCAAAAGGCAACCAGCUUUGGCAAUACAAUCACGAGGUUUUAUAA